UGGUGAAUUAUUUAUUUCUAAUAGGUACUUGUUUAAACAGGAAGUGAAGAAGUGUGUUUUUUAAAAGAUUAAGUUCAAUAAAAAGGUUAGAGUGGUAGAGAAGUUAUGUCCGAAAAUAUAUCAUCUUCUCCAAAAGUAAUAGUGCAAAAAAUAACAAAAGCCGACAAAAUACCAAAUCCUAAUAUAAGGCAAUUAAAUUGCUUGUUACAAGGAAAACGUUGUAGAAUUUGCCAAGAAUUAUUAGCAACUGACGAAGAACUUAAAUAUCAUUUCUAUGAUUAUCAUCAAACCAACCACCGCAACUAAAAUUCUCACUAUCACCACCACCACCAAAAGCUAUCUUUGGUUCACCACACAACAUGCAAGCCAAAUCGAAUGAUCUACAAUCUUCCAAUUCAGUUAAGAGUGACGAUGAAUCCUCUUCAGUUGGCAUGUCGCGUUCCACGUCCGCCACUCGUAAUGAUGACAAUGAUGCUGCUUCCGAUUAUAAUCAAUGGCUGCAUGCUAUGAAACUGGUAGCUCAUUUACCCGGAGGAAUGCCACCUGAAUUCCGGCGUAAGUUGUGGCUGUCACUUGCAGAUAAAUAUCUUAAAUCAAAAAAUGUUGAUUGGACAAAGGAGGAGGAGAAAUGCUUCUGUGAGAAAUGGCGUGAAGAUGACGAAGAAUUGGGUAUACAAAUUGUGAAGGACUUGCAUCGCACAGGCUCUAAUUUAUGUUCCAUUAAUCAAGCCAAACUUAAGCGCAUACUGUUAGGUUAUGCACGCUACAAUCCUGAAGUUGGCUAUUGUCAAGGUUUCAAUAUGCUUGGAGCAUUAAUUUUGCAAGUUAUGGAUAAACAAGAAAGUGAAUCAAUGAAGGUGAUGAUCUAUCUUGUCGAAGGCGUAUUGCCUCAAGGUUACUUCUGUGGCUCAAUGGGUGGACUUCAAGCAGAUAUGGGAGUUUUUCGAGAACUCAUGCAAACUAAAUUACCGCGUCUAGCAAAGCAUUUGCAAAAACUGCAAGGCCCCAUCGAGCAUGCCUAUGAGCCACCACUAACGAACGUGUUUACGAUGCAAUGGUUCCUAACAUUGUUCUGCACCUGCCUGCCAAUGACUUGUGUGCUGCGAGUUUGGGACCUUGUGCUUAUUGAGGGUAGCGAUGUGUUGUUACGUACUGCUUUGGUGUUGUGGAGUUUACUAGAAGAACGCGUGCUAAGUGCGCGAACUGCGGAUGAAUUCUAUUGUAAAAUGGGAUCCUUCUCUAGUGAACUUCUGAACGGGCACCUUAUCGAUUCAAAUGGUUUAAUUGAAAAGGUAGUACAACUUGGACCUAUUGCAGAUAUACAAAAGCUACGUGACAAACAUCUUUACAAUAUAACACCUUUAGGACAUAAGCAAGGUUUACAGCUAUAUUUCGAUGGUGAAGAGCCACAAACUGAUGAGGAAUCACAUUUAGCGGUCGCUACAGUUUGGGGUAUACCUUGGGGACGUCGUGGUUCACAUGGUCACACAAAACAUCAAGAAAAUAAGGAACGUAUUGCAUUAGACAUAUCUUUAUUAAAAAAACAAUAUGAUCGUUUACGAGAGCGACAGAAACAAGCUCAUAUUAUCCUAACUACUGCAUGUACUAGUGCACGCCAAAGUGCACCCACCUCAGCAUUAAGCAAUCCAAAUCAAACAGUACCUGUUAAUCAAUUACUUAUGGGUCGUUCAGCUAUAAUAAAUAAAGGUAAACGUAGUGGGCCACCGCGUGGUGCAAUACCACCCGCUCGAAAACCAUCUUUACCGAUAGUAUUGCAAACAAAACCAGUACAAAAACAAUUAAGACGUGGUGAAACUUUGCAUUGGCAGGAUAUGGAUAUAAGCAAACAACGUCGAGAAAGUCUGACUUGGAAAGAAAUUAAAGCUGAUCGUGCUGCUCUUUUACGUGGUGAAAAAAAGGAUAUGUUACAAACUCGCAAAAUUCGUACACGACUUGGUAAAAGUGAUUCCUCUUCAUAUAGCGAAGAUAGUGAUGGGGAAAAUGAAGAUAGAGGCUCAAGUACAGAUACUAGUCUAUGUGAUGAUGAGCAAAAUUCUGGUGAAAGAACGUCCAACGAAAAUAGUCCUAGAUUUAAAUUAAAAUUAAGCAAUCGUAAGCAGAAAGAAGUGAUCGAUAAAAUACCAAGUUUAAAACCUAUACGUGAUAAAAGUCAAGAACGUAAACGACCUAAAUCAUGGGCACCUUCUAAUACAGAUAUACCAUUCAUGCUAAUGACAGCUGAUUCUCCCAUACAUAGUGACGAUGAAGAUAAAGAUUUGUUAAGAGAAGAUGUAUCAGAUAUAGAAAAAGAUCGGUUUCUUUUUAAACGCGUUAAAGAUCUAAAUUGGUCUGAUACAAAAUACUCACCAAUUGCUGGUGAUUUAGCCACGACAGCAUUGGAACCGCUACAAGUGGAAACAAAUAACUUAAAUGUGCCUGCUAUAACUAGUACAAGCCAAUUGUCACCUUUGCCUGAUAUUCAAACAUAUCUUGGAAAUAAUACUAUAAGUCCAUUACCAACACCUAAAUUAUUGUUUCUUGAUUCAACUAAUUCUCUUGGUAGUGGUGAUGGAGAUGAGUGCAAAAAGUUUGAUGUUAGUGAUGAUGGAGUUACAAAUCAGUAUUUUGAACGGGUUAACAGCGUGGAAAGACCUAAUAAACUAGAUUUGUUUUAUUCCUUAAAUGAAGAAGAUAGCAUAAGGAAUGCUUAUGUGGAUACUGAAGAGCCACCAAUCAAUGAGGAGCAUCUAGAUACUGAUACAAAAGAAGCAACCGAUAAUGAUAAUAUCGUUGGUGAGAUAGAUUUAAAAAUAUCCGAUACCGCGUAUAUGCCAAAGGUAAUAAUUGGUGAUACAAGUCUCAAAGAAAUUGAAUCUGCUAAUAAUCGCCGCAUGGAAUUAUUAAUUGAUUAUUCAGAGAAGUCUUCAGCAGCAUUUAUAGCUGAAGCUACUAGCGAAUUGCAUACGACAUUUAAGAAUGAAAAUAUAAAUAAAUGUGAAGAAAAACUUGAUAAUACAAUUGAUAUUAAAUUUAGAUCAAAUGAUAUUCCUGGUGAAAAUCGUAAUGAUUUUAAGGAGACAUAUAGAGAAAAUAUUGUGGAACAACAAUCUAUACUAAGGCCAACAGUUUUAACCAGAAAACAUUCGCUCAAUAACGCUUAUAAGAAAAGAAGGGAUCCUCGACGACUAACACUCGUAAAAUGUUCGACAAUAGAUAAUGAGGAACAAUUCCAAGAUUUUCAAAAUCGUUUUAAUUGUGAUAAUACGAAGUUAGUUAAUAUUGAAAAGUGUGAUAAAGAAGAAAGAAUAAAGCAAAUACCAACGACUGCAGAUUUAGAAGAACGAUUCCAUACUUUAGAACGGCAACUAACAAUAGAGAGAAUGCGUAAUGGUACUGAUAAAUAUAGUAUUAGUAUUCAAUCGCCAAAUACAUCAAACAAAGAUCUAGUUGCCAAUUUAGAACAUGAUCAAAGUCCUUCUAAUAAUUUAGACUAUCAAAUAAAUGCAGAUAUUACUGAUAAUAAAGACGAUUUUUACGACAAAAAUAUUGUUAUUACUUCGGAAAACUCAAACAAAACAGAUCAUGUUUCAACACUUGAACUUGAUCGCAAUGAUUUAGAAAAAUUAGUGAAAGAUCGUCCAAAUAAUAAAACGCAUAUACAGCAAACUAAUCAUAAAAGAUUAUCCUGCGAUUUAUCAAGCGAUGAAUCUACAUUUAUAUCAGAAUCUGGUCUAGAUCAAGAAAAAAACACUAUUAAAAAGCAAAUAAGUGACAGCCAUUCUGAUGAAAAAGGCGCUAUCCACAGUUUAUCAAAUAAAACUCCUGAUGCCAUAGCUGAAUCUAAUCAAACCCUAACCCAACCUUCAGCACAACAAUUAAGUUCCAUUAGUACUGCUAAUAAAAAAGAUGAUAUUCAACUGAGUAGGGAUGGGAACAACGAGGAACUUGAUACGAAUAAAAAGAAAUCCAAUGAAAACCAAAAAAUUAGUAAAGAAAAUGAAACAACCGAUGUGACAUCAACGAAUGCUAAUACUAAAAAGCAUGCCAAACAAACAAAUGAAGAAGAAAUACCAAUAAAAAAAACACCGCCAUCUACUGCCGAAUUAGAAAAUCGAUUUAAUGCAUUAGAAAGACAAUUCAGUGUACAAAAAACUAGUCAGACACCUACUAAAAAGGAACCACCUGAUGAUGCAACUGUUGAGAAUAGAAAUGAUAGAGAUAAAACUUAUAAAAGUUCUGAAAAAUUAGAAACUAAUGAAGAAUACACUAAAACAACUUCACCUACAAAACAGUCUGAAGCGAAGAUAAAAACUGCUGAGAAAGCAGAAAACUCAAGACAAAAACGAAUAAUAUCUAUUGGAAGUGACUCAAUAAGUAAAGAAGAUACGGAAGCUUCCAUAAAAAUUGUUGAAAAAGAGACGUUGGUAAUCGACCAUGAGACUCCUAGAAAAAAAUCGCCACCUUCUACAGAAGAACUAGAGAAACGCUUUGCUGCCUUGGAAAAGCAAUUAAGCACAACAAGUAUUGACGGUAAUUCCAAACCAAAAGAAAAUCAUCAAAGUUCUUCAAAUGAAAAACGAAUUACUAAGACUAAAGGAACUGAAAAAUCCGAAUCUAAUCUCGAUUCAGAAAGUAAUGAUCAAAUGGGAAGUUUAGUUCAAAAUGAAGCAGUAAAUAAAAAAUCAAUGCGAAUAUUUGAGCAAAAAUGUAAGACAAUAAAUGAGUCUUUAACUGAAAAAACUUCUAAAUCUGCUGCAAAAAGCAAUGAACUUAAAUCUGCAGAUAAAACUGAAAAACCUUUACCAGAAAAGGAAAAUAGUAAAUCUAAGCGUAGAGCUUCAGAACCUCCAUCAACCGAAGAUUUAGAGAAACGCUAUGAAAUACUAAAACGGCGUAUGAGUUUUAAAAAUGUUAUGGAAAAAGAACUAACAAAAUCGGAAACAGUAGAAGAAGCAUUACAAAGAAUUGAAAACGAAAUAAUCGAGGAGAUCGCUGAGUUAAGUGAUAAGAAAGAUGAAUAUGAUAUUGAGCAAUGUAAUAUCGAAGAAAAUCAAUCUCAAACAGAGGAAAAUAUUGCCAUUAAAAAAACUACUUCAUCCCCUAAAGAAGCAAGUAAAGAGAGUAUAGAACUCAAGUCUAAAGUGCGAAAUACAAUCAUAGCUCCUGAACUUGAACAGAAAGAUAUCUCAAAAUAUUCUCCAGAAGAUUCCAAAAAAGUAGCUGUUUUUAAGAUUCCAGUAGCGCCUCCCUUGCCGUCUAUUAAUAAUCACAAUACAUAUGAUAGUUCAACUCAACAACAUCGACGUGCUGUAAUUGAAGAACUGCAGAAUAAAAUAAAAACUCCACCAAAUGGUGAAAACUUGAAACCAAGUGUAAUAAAUCCUAACAAGAAAACUCCACCUCAUAAGCAAAGAAAACUUGAUAUGGGAAUCGAUGGGACUACGGAAACACAUGCAAUCACCGCUUUUAACAGAUUGGAAAACAACGAACAAUGGCACAUGCAAACCAGGAAAAUGGUUCGUCGAUUUUCCGAUUUACCUUCAAGAGCAGAUCUUGAGAAUCGCUUACAGUUCUUAGAGAAACAAUUAAGUAAGAAAUUCUACAAGCAGCGCUGUGCAAGUGAUUCCGAAGUAGCAUCGAAACGUUUCGGGAGGAGUAAGGAUGAAAAGCCAAAUACAUCAAACCAAAUAAAUUCUGAUGAUAGUUUGGAGUAUCGAGUACAGGCACUAGAAAAGCAAUUAAGUGAAAAUAGUUUAAAACUCUUAGAAGCCAUGCAGUCCAGACAAACUGCUGAAAUAUGCCAAGAAAUUGAAUCAACAAAACAGUUAAGUACAGAGACCAUCGAUGCAACCGGUAAGGAAUUGGUUAGAUAUACACAUUUUGGUGAAGUGGAAGAUUCUGAUAGUAAUAAACCAAUAAAUAUAAGUAUUAAUAUUAAAAUGCUUGUUAAGGAUGAUAAGGAACAAAAAAUAAAAACCGAAAAGUUGCCCACAACUGAACAGUUGGAGAAACGUCUUGAAAUUUUAGAGCAACAGUUAAAACUUUCUAAAAAUGUCGAUCAAUUCAGUACGGAAGACUGUGCCAAACAGCAAGAAAGGUGUGAAAAUAAUUUGAAAACUUCUCAAAAUGGUAAAAGUGAAAAUGAAACAAAACAUGAAAAACAUAGAAAAGAUCAAAAUAAUGAAGAGGUUAAGAAUGAUUUAAAAGAUUCAAGUUCUAAUAUUGAAGUGGCACCCUUAGAAGAAAAGAAUAUUGAUCAAAGCAAAGACAAUGCAGAUCAGUUGGGAGAAGUCAAACACUUAACGAAAGAGAAGAAAACCUUAGAGAAUAAAGAAAUUGUCCUUCAAAAAAGUACUAAAGGUAUACAACAAACGAGCGUUGAUGAAAAGAAAACAACUGACACCAUACGUAAAGAAACAUUGGUAAAAGAAGUUCCGUUAAAAGACGAGGGAAAAGUAAAAGUGUGCAAUAAACAAAACACACAAGCAGUAGAACAUGGAAAAAUAUCAAGAACAGACAAAGAAAGAGAUCAAGACAUACUUGUUUGUGAUGAAAAAUUUAGAAAAAAAGAAGAAGCUGAAACUGCUAAACAGUCUUCCAAGAUAAUCAAAGAAACCGAUAUUCAAAACAAGCAAGAAAGUAAUCAUGCAAGUUUAAGUAAACUACAACCAGCAACUGGAGAAGAUAAAGUCAAACAAAAAGAAGAUGAAAGAAAACUACAAGCUUCCAAGGAUGUUAAGAUCGAACAUAAACAUGGUAGUCAACAACCAAACAAAGAACCGCAUUCAUCAUCAGUUGACAUUAAAAAAACGCAGGAAAAUAAUUCUGGCGAAUUAUGUCUGAAUGAGAAGAAGAAAGUCGAAGAAAAGCUAACACCUCGUGUUGAAGACACUGAAAUAAAAACUGGCGAUGAAGCAAACGCAGUAGCAACUGAUUCUUCAUCAGCUAAUAUGAUUAUUAAUGCGACAGAUGUUGGACCAGUGGAUCCCAACAAUAAAACCCUAGUUUUGUUAUUGGAUAACGAGCCAAAAGCUGUAAAAGUUCGAAGAUUAACAAGGGCGAAUACUGAGGAACUUGAAAAUUUAUUUCAAGCACUUGAAAAACAAUUAUCAGAUCGCAAUUUAAUCAAAUCGGUAGAUGGAAAAUUAGUACGUGCUGAAAGCCUGCAGCAAGACACCGAUAUCCCUACUGAAGAAUCGAAAGCAAUAUCAGAUCUAACUAAAGAAAUAGAACAGUUUACAAAUACCGACGAGACACAAAAGAUAAAAACUGAAGUUAGUUCAGAAAAGGAAACAAUUCAAAAAGAAGAAGAAUAUGAUUGGGGCGCAGAUCCAGUUAAAAAACAUCUUAAACGUAAAACAGUUUAUUUGCCGUCAACAAAAGAAUUAGAAGCGCGUUUUCGUUCAUUAGAACGACAAAUUAAGUUCUUAGAAGAUGUAGAAAAAAUUGAUGUUGAACAACGUCUGAAUGAGAUUGAAAGAAAAAUAAAGUUACAGUAUUCACUCUCACAUGAAAAAGAUUUAUCAAAAUUUUUAGAACUUUGUGAAAACAAAGGUUUGGAUGAAACCCCUACCACAACUCCUACCACAACAAAAAAGAAACACCAACAAGCUGAAUGUCAAACCGAAAAACAAAGAAGUCGAAGUUGUUCACCAAAACAGUGUCGAACUAAGUCUGCCUGUACAUCUCCUAUAAGAAUUAAGGAAAAAACUCCACAUACAUCACCAAUUCGUACUAAAACUCCGCACACAUCUCCAGCACGUGCUAGAUCUAAAAGUCCCUAUACAUCACCAGCACGCGAAAUAGACGAGGCUAAACAACAUGCAAAUAUGGAAGAUUUAGAAUAUCGUUACCGCAUACUUGAGCUAAAACCAUCCAAAUCCAAAGAAAAUUUAGAUAAAAUAAAAAAUAAAAUUAGCACCAGAAAGCAGCCAAUACAUCCAAUUGAAAUGCUACUAGAUUCAAGUCCAGAUGACAGUCAUAUACCAACUACUGGAGAGCUCGAACACAGAAUGCGAGUUUUAGAUGAAAAACAGAAAACCUUUAAGUUCACUUCGAAAUUAUCUACAAAGUCACCAACUGAUCGCGAACUACCAACAGAAGAUGAAUUGGAAGCACGUUUACAAGCUCUAGAAGAGCAACAGAGUUUCGAUAUUAAAAUGCAAAAUAAAUUUAAGGAAUUCAAUCAAAAAUUGAGAGACGAAGUAUCUCCUUCAUUAUCAUUUGAAGAGUUCAAAGCAGCGAAAUCUCGUGAAGCAAGUCCACAUCGUAUUGAAAUACAACGGCCAACAACGCCAAAAUCCGCAUUACGUGAUACUGAAUCAGAGCAUAAACGUGAUUCCCAUCACUACCGCUCUACGAGCCCUAAAGUCAUACGUUUCAGUGAAGAUGAAGAACUUAGAACAAAAUCUAGAAUUGGGCAACCGGAAGAACAAAUGGUGGGCAAAAAUAAUGGAGUUAUACAAAUAAUACAAGAAAAUUCUAAAAUUCUUCAACGUAUUCUUAAGAAGACUAUUGCAGAUGCCAGCAGUACCAGUUUAAGUGGAUCUAAUCCAGCAAUAUCUGAAGGUCUUGAUGCUUUAGGUACUCGACUAAUGCGGCAAACGUCGCCCUUACGUCGGACUGGUACUCAUACCGGUGUUCCAUUAAGAACAGAUGACAACAUCAAUGAUCGUUUAAACUCAAUUAAAAAUACAAUCAAAUCUAUUGACUCACUUUGUGAAGAGAAGCCAUAUAGAAAGGAGAGAUGUCAGCGUUAUAUAGAUUCACUAUUUUCAGAUUCGGUUCAUUUUUCUAAUCAGCAUAAGAAAUCACUUGAAGAUCUUUCUCGCAGCGAAAGUCGUAAACGUGGAGAUUAUGCACCAUCGAUACGAGUUUCAGAUCAUAGCUAUAGGCCUUCAGAAUAUUUAUUAAGUCGUUCUAUGGGUUCAGCAGAAUCAAUACGUUCAACAAGUCCAUUGCGUGCCAUCAGUCCUCCACAUUAUCGAUCGAACAGAGAUUUACGGCGUGACGUAUCACCACGACGUAGGCGGGACGAAGAGCGAGAAGAGUAUGAAAGUAGGGUAAGACGUGAAAAUUAUUUGCCAAAUUAUUAUAAUGAAAGUAGAGAUUUAAAUAGUGAUAGUUUAACUAAGUUUUAUAAAGUAGAUAGACAACUAGAUACUUACAAAUUAGACGAUAGAGAACGUUCAAACUCACGAUAUGGAUCGAGAGAGAUAUUGACGUCGCACAAACCAACAACACUUAAUACUACCACCUUAAACACUAAAAAUAUAUCUAAUCGUUUGGAAAUGGAUAAACCAAUUUCCCCAUAUCGUCAAACAUCACAUAACCUAUUGGGCUAUGAUACACACAAACGUAACAACACACCGAUUUAUGCACCUACAAAAUUAGAUAUACGACACACGACAGUUACGUCAACAUUUUACGAUCGCCUACUGGCUGAAAAGCAAAUUGAAAAAACACUUUCACGGCCACCAAGUAGAUCACCUGUUAUAUCACCUUCGAUAACAAAUAAAAGUUAUCUGGAUUUACCUAUCGCAAGUGCCAACACAAAUAAUAUCACACAAACAGCAACAACAACAACAAUUUAUUCAAAAAUUACAAAUCUUAGUUCUCCGCUCACAACUAUGCCAAUACGUAGUUAUAUUGGUACAACUGGAAGUACUUAUUCUGGCAGUGGAUACACUGAAAACAGCAGUAUUUAUAUUAAAAGUUAUACCAAUACUACUACUACUACUACAACAACUACAAUUAGCACCUUACCAAAUUUUACUUCCAAUCUUGCAAAUGCUACAACACAAGCCAAAUAUUCGGCUACCACGCCCACAGGUAAUUCUAGCACAUACCUUAACGCUUUUAAUACAAGGUUACCUCUCGGUACCGAUGUUGCUACUCUUAAUACUUCACAUAUUACCGUACGUAGUUGUGAUAACAUACUCAUGCAAUUAAAAUCUAAUUCUACUACGAAUACAGCGAUAACAACAGCUGCAGCAACAUAUCUUGGUACAACAACCACUACUAUCACAACAACAACUACAACAACGAUUACUUCUUCAGCUAUUAAUUUUACAACAUAUAACUUCACAAGUUUAUAUAAUACAACAACAAUAUCAAAUAUUGGUAGUCUUGGUAUUGGACUAAAUAAUCCUACAAAUAUUAGUAGUGCUACAAACCCGAAUCCGAUCAUCUCCAACAUUGGUGCCGGUACUAAUACCAACUCAACAUUAUAUUCAACUGGUGCAUAUAAUUCGCUUAUGCCUUUAACUGUGCGUCAAGCGACAGAUAGUAAUAUCGGAACAUUUUCGGGUCUUUACCCUAGUGCAAUGAACAAUAAUUACACUUCUACUACGGCACUUAAUUUUGGUUCUACAAAUGAGCUGCCUAAAACUUAAUGCUCUUCAGCUAUAGAACAUAUUUUCUUUACACCGCUUAGUAAGUUAACAUUUACUGUCGUUUCUUGCACCAAUGUUCUAUAUACUCGUACACAUAUAUAUUUAUUGGCAGAGAUAUUUAUACUUAGAUGCUACUUUAUAAUAUACAAUCAUAUACACAUAUAACAUAUAAGUCAA
Teleopsis dalmanni is the source of this 10571-nucleotide messenger RNA. RefSeq lists its product as uncharacterized. Bases 360 to 10394 code for a protein of 3344 amino acids. Lineage: Eukaryota; Metazoa; Arthropoda; Insecta; Diptera; Diopsidae. The record is from RefSeq and is a predicted model, not a curated record. The transcript has 8 exons. Gene Ontology annotation, cellular component: endoplasmic reticulum.